Molecule: messenger RNA, 1125 nt
Organism: Vigna angularis (adzuki bean)
Lineage: Eukaryota; Viridiplantae; Streptophyta; Magnoliopsida; Fabales; Fabaceae
Product: late embryogenesis abundant protein At5g17165
Exons: 2
Coding region: 487-846 (119 amino acids)
Source: RefSeq, a predicted model, not a curated record
CUGCAUUACCCCUAUCUGUAGAAUUGUUUUUCCUCUAUCACCGGCUUCCACUUUUUCUUUGUUCCGUUCGUAAUCUUUUCCCUUCCUUAUCUACUUCCUCCCCAACCUUUUUUGGGUGACAUCAUAUCUAGCCUUCUGGGGUUGUGUGCUGCCAAUUUGCAUAUUAUAAUAUUAUUAUUAUUAUUAUUCUAUUGUAGUGGAAUGUCUAUAUCUCCUUCCAUCUUGGAUUGUCCUAUACUGAGAUGAACCAUCUUCCUUCUCCUUGUUACAUGGGAUUAGGAUCCGUCACUAGUAAUUUUUUUUUUUAAGUUCCCCCUUCUGUGGCAUUGAGCAUAAUAUAAAACGAAUAAAAGUGAAAGGCAUCUUCAUCCUUGGUCGCUAUUAUCUUUUAUCUUUGUGGGUGUGUACGAAACGUAUGAUUUGACAACGGAAAAUAUCAAGUCCUUGGUUGGAGAUGGAGGCCAAAGACAAAGCAAAGAAAAGUGGAUGAGGAUAAUUGUUUUCCAACUCAUCCUCUCCUCAAUCCACCCACCAUGUCCCUUUCCUAGAAAAGCAAGUGGAGGGGCAGCAUACAGCAGUAGUUCGGUGUACGACAAGAACCCUGAUGAUCAGAUCCAGUCUGGACCAGUUCCAGACGAUGUGAUCCACGCCACUCAGUCCGGCAAGUACUGGGCCCCACACCCACAGACUGGUGUAUUUGGGCCUCCCGGCGACCACCUUGCUUCUCCUCCGACCUCCUCCACUGGCGGCGGAGAAAGCUCAUUUCACUCUGAUGUGCUGGAGGAGAAGGCCUGGUUCCGCCCCACGAGCCUGGAGGAUUUGGAGAAGCCUCACAGUCUUCCUUGAUUACCAACUGCACUCAACGAACCCUUUGGUUAAGACAUUAUAUUAUUAAUAUUACAGAAUAAAUAAAAGACAGACAAACAACACUUGUCACUGUUAGUGAAUAAGUGAAAGUUUGUGUCGGUGAGUGAGUGAGCCUGGUGUGUGGGUUCGUUACUCCAUUUAGCUUGUUUUUGUAAAUUUACCUAAGUACCUUUUAUCUAGCAUAACCAUGUAUGUUUCUUCUUUCUGUUUUCAUACUACUUUGAAUAUCAGACUUAUGCCUAUGCUUUUACUCAUAAA